Molecule: messenger RNA, 1176 nt
Organism: Strongylocentrotus purpuratus (purple sea urchin)
Lineage: Eukaryota; Metazoa; Echinodermata; Echinoidea; Camarodonta; Strongylocentrotidae
Product: 2-oxoglutarate-dependent dioxygenase htyE
Exons: 8
Coding region: 170-1132 (320 amino acids)
Molecular function (GO): dioxygenase activity
Source: RefSeq, a predicted model, not a curated record
GCUAGAGUUACACUCACAGGAAAAGCCAUGUGAAUGAAUGAAUGAAUCGAAAGGUAGCCCGUAUAUUUUAAACUGACCGACACAAAUAAAAGCUGAGUGUGAUACUGAGUGGUGCCAUUAAUACAGCCAGCAGUCAAGACAGUAAAUCUACGAUUAGACGCCAGCCAUCAUGGUGGAUGCUGUACCUAUCAUCGAUUUCUCAGCUUACAGUUUGGAUCGUGAGAGUCCAGAUCCUGAAGGAUUCCAGAAACUCAUUGAUGAUGUUCAUCAAGCUCUUACUACCAUCGGUUUCAUGUACCUCAAGAACUUCGGAGUUCCGGCUCAAAAGAUCAAAGAUGCUUUUUCCUAUUCAAAGGAGUUCUUUUUCUUGCCUCUGGAGACUAAGAUGAAAUGUGUGAGGCCAGAAAACACAAACCACGGAUACGUCCAAUUGGAACGAGAAGGGUUGAACCCGGACAGGCCUUUUAAGGAUCUGAAGGAAGCGUUCAACCUCAGCACGGCAUCAGACAAGAUGCCUUUCCCAGACGAGGAGUUGCCGGAGUUCCGAACGUCCUUGUCAGACCUCUUCGAAUCUUUUGUUCCUCUUCAUAACAGAGUGCUUGAGGUCAUGGCUAGGGGACUCAACCUUGAGGACCCGCAAUACUUUGUUGACAGACAUAAGUUAAUCGGAACCAAACAUAGCCAGUCAACACUCCGGACCCUCUACUACCCCUCCCUGGCAAACAUGGAGGUGAAAGAGGACCAGGUCCGAUGCGGGGAGCACACGGACUACGGUGGGAUAACUCUGCUGUUCCAGGACUCACAGGCUGGUCUUGAGGUGAGAAACGUGGAAGACAAAUGGAUCCCUGCUACCCCAAUAGAAGGCACUGUGGUCGUCAACAUCGGUGACCUCAUGCAAAGAUGGACUUCGGACAAACUCAUCGCCUCGAAACACCGAGUGAUGAUUCCACUGGAUCAAAUCAAGAGACAGCAGGAUCGCCAGUCGAUGGCGUUUUUCGGCCAUCCCGACAACGAAGCGGUCAUCGAGUGCAUCGACCAUUCCAACAAGUACUCGCCGACCACAGGCUUGGCCUACAUCAAUAUGAGGUUCGCGGCGACGUACAAAGAUGCUACCAAACUCCAGACUUACUGAAGGAGGAGCAAGUAUGCAGAAUGUAAGGCGAGGCGUCAAAAAUA